AUGGAGUUUAGGUGCAGAGCCGGCGACCGCAUAUCGCCGCCGAUUGAGUCCUCCCACCACCGGCCUUCACCCUCCGCCGCCAUGCCUCAUCCGCCGUUUCGAGGUGUUCAGUCGAGCCUCCAACUGAUGACGGACGAGACGCUCCAUCGGGAGCUUGAGAAGGUGCGGGUGUGGCAGGAGAUAAUCGCGGAGGAGAUCGAGCGGCGUAAGGAGGUUAUGAGGGCGGAGUUGCGUCGGCAGAUGAUCGGGGAGAAAGAUCCGGAGCCGGCGAUUUCGACGGCGGAGCCGGGGUGCCCGAUAUUUCCGGAACAGCCGCCAGAGCGCCGUUUCAUUAUUACUCCUCCGGUGCCGCCGACGCCUGAGGUCAUGCCUCCUUCUGCCUCUGCCGCGGAACCUAACAAAGCGGAGAAGCUGUCCGACCUCGGAGGCGGGAAGCAUGAGAAAUCGGAGGACGAUGAGGGGGAGAAACCCAAGGAAGAUUUCAGGUGCGUGGUUUGCCAGGUGAGUGCUACUUCUCAUAAGCAAAUGAUCGAACACCUCGCGGGCAAGCAGCACGAGGCCAAAUCUCGCUCUUUGGCAGGGAGAAUAAGGAAGAGAGUUGGUUCCCAGAUGCAGAAGAAUCAUGGGAAGCGCGGGAAGUUCAGUAGGAAGUGA
Linum trigynum is the source of this 654-nucleotide messenger RNA. NCBI's taxonomy places the organism in Eukaryota, Viridiplantae, Streptophyta, Magnoliopsida, Malpighiales, Linaceae. The record is from the annotation of a GenBank genome assembly.